AUGGGCCUAGAAUGCCAUGGUCCCAUUUGGGUCAUUGAUGAUCUAACUCAUUGCUUCCAACGCAAAUCUCUGGCGAACGGAAGCGCUGACCCGGAUACUAUUGAGGAAGAUGACCUUGAAGAUGUGGACGACCUUAUUCUGCACAAGUCCGCCAGUCGCAUCUCCCAUGGCGACUUCGAAGUCAGCUACCCUCGAGGACAGCUUCUUCUAGUGACUUCAGAGCUUGCCGGAUUGUUGGUGGAAAUAGCCGUCUGUAUUACAGUCUUGGUCACGCAAUCCUGGGGUCACAAAGGUACAAUCGCCUCCAUAGCCAAACUGGCAUCCUGGUCAUAUAUCUUCCUCCUUGCUGCUGUGCGAUUCAUUCUCUCCGCGUUGGACAAGCAGAUCAGACCCCGACUCUGGAACCACACAGCUUCCCUCUACGGUGUUCAAUGGUUGUUGAUUGUUUUUGUCUUCCGCUCCGAGAUUAUUCAUCCUCAUUCGCAGCGUGCUCUUAUUCUAUCGUCAAUCGAGUUUGCCGUCUGUACGCUAUUGGUAUUACUUGCUACUACAACGCGAAGAGGAAACAAACCUGUGUUGCUUCAACGGGAGGACGGUCUGGAGCCCCCUCAUCAACCAUAUGCUAGUCUCUUGUCUCUCCUGUCUUUCGCAUGGAUUGAUCCUCUGAUUUGGAAGGGCUAUCGCCAAACACUAGAGCUAGAUGAUGUGUGGAACUUGACCGUAUCCCGACAUGCUGGUACAAUUCUUAAUGAUUUCCGCCAUAAAUAUAGAAGCUAUCAGUUGAUCUGGCGACUGCUGCGAUACUUUGAUCGGGAUCUUUUUGUUCAGGCCGCUUGGACCGUGUUUUCGAAUCUUUUCACUUUCAUCCCGACUUUACUACUCAAAGCUAUCCUCGAACACGUUGAGGAUCCGCGAUCGAGCCCACCAAACGCCGCGUGGCUUUUUGCUAUCUUGUUGUUUGUUUCUGGCGCUAUCCAAGGCAUCGCUGAUGGCCAAGCCCUAUGGAUUGGCCGAAACAACGUCGGCCUCAAGCUGCGUGCAAUUAUCAUUGGAGAAAUCUAUUCCAAGGCAUUGAGACGCAAAGCCGGUGCAUCCACCGAAACUGAGGAGGAGAAGGAUGACUCCAAGGACAAGAAGGACAAGAAGAAAUCCGACGACAAAAAAGAAGAUGGCUCCGCACCUAUGACGAGGAUUGGAACUAUCAUCAACUUAAUGGCUAUUGAUUCUUUCAAAGUCAGUGAAGUCUGCGCCUAUCUACACUUUCUAUGGGCAAGUGUACCUGUACAGGUGAUCAUUGCCGUUGCUCUGCUUUACCGUGUCCUUGGUUUCAGCUCUUUUGCUGGUAUCAUUCUUAUGGUCCUAAUCUUGCCUGUGAACGUUUAUAUCGCUCGCAGUUUCCGUCGUAUCCAGAAUGAAAUUCUCACCAAGACAGAUGCUCGUAUCCAUACAACUAAUGAAGUGUUGCAGAAUAUUCGCAUUAUCAAAUACUUUGCCUGGGAACGACGAUACAACGAAAUCGUGAAUGAAAAGAGAAAGGCAGAGCUCCGGUCUUUACGCUACAGAUAUAUCAUAUGGUCUUUUGCUGCUACUGUCUGGUACGGCACUCCGAUUUUAAUCACUUUCACCUCCUUCCUCCUGUAUACAGUCGUCGAAAAGAAGCGACUGUCGCCAUCUGUCGCUUUCCCAGCUUUGUCGAUGUUCUCCCUCCUUCGAGUGCCAUUAGAUCAAUUAGCGGAUAUGAUUGCCCACGUUCAAGAAGCCAAAGUAUCCAUCGACCGAGUAGAAGCUUUCCUGAAUGAAGAUGAGACGGACAAAUACAACCAGGUUCUCAGUGAUACGGACGAAUCAGGCGAGUCGAAGAUUGCGCUUGAAAAGGCUACUUUGACAUGGGGUGGCAAUUCCGGCACGCAAGAUCUCACAGAUGCUUUCCGGUUGAUUGAUGUCGACGUAUCAUUCAAGCUUGGCAGGUUGAAUGUGAUAGCUGGUCCCACUGGUUCAGGGAAAACGUCCCUUCUCAUGGCUCUGCUGGGUGAAAUGAAGCUCUUGGAUGGCCGAGUGUAUCUGCCUGGCGUAACAACUGAUCGUGCUGAACUUCCAGUCGACCCGGAAACCUUGCUCACCGACAGCGUCGCAUACUGUGCUCAAGAAGCCUGGCUCGUCAACGCUACAAUCAAAGAAAACAUUCUGUUUGCGUCACCUUUUGAUCAACAACGCUAUGAUGCUGUUAUCAAAGCUUGUGCGCUUGAGCGCGAUUUGCAGAUCCUCGAAGCAGGUGACCAAACGCUAGUUGGUGAGAAAGGCAUCAGUCUUUCAGGUGGCCAGAAGCAACGAAUCUCCCUUGCGCGUGCGGUGUACAGUCGAGCUCGACAUCUCUUGCUUGAUGACUGCCUCAGCGCCGUUGACUCACAUACCGCGAAGCAUAUCUUCCGGGAGGCUUUCACAGGCCCUCUCAUGGCACACCGUACCUGUAUUCUCGUCACACACAAUGUUGCACUUGCUGCGCCAGAAGCACACUACAUCGUCGUUUUGGACAAUGGCAAAAUUUCUAGCCAAGGAUCUCCCGAUGAGGUUGCAGCUUCUGGUGCCCUGGGAGAUGAUCUGAUGAAGUCACGGCCAACAUCGAGACCAGGCUCCAAAGGACCAUCUCGUACAUCGUCAGAUCUGGAAGAACAGAUCGAGAGAGCAAAUGGUGAGACCAACGGCAACACGAAUGGAAACGCUAAUGGCACAUCUAAACCUGUUCCUGACGGCAAGGCUCCGGCAGGUGAGGGCUCUGCUUCCAAUCUCACAGAGUCGAAAGCUACUGGUAGCGUUAAGUGGUCAACCAUACAGAUGUACCUGGCCUCGAUGGGUCCUUGGUACUAUUGGAUUGCUGGUGGCGGCGUUUUUGUUGCACAGCAAAUCGGCAAUGUCGCAACCAAUGUAUGGAUUCGACAGUGGGCAAAUGCCUACAACGUGGAACAAAUCGAUACAACAGAUGUGAGUGGUUAUGCGUUGAUGUCAAAUUUCAAACUCCCGUCCUUUGUAACCGGUAGUGUCUCGCAUCCAAAUGUCUGGAACGGGAUUCAGGCAAGUAGCGUGCGAGCUGAUACCGGAGACCAUGGAGUCAACGUCGCGUACUUCCUGGGCGUAUACGCGUUGCUUGGUUUCGUCUACGUGUUGAUCUCAAUGCUUAGAGAAUUGGUGCUCUUCUGGGGUUCACUUCAUGCUUCUUGGAGCUUGCAUCAAAAAUUAUUGAAGGCUGUGCUUCAUGCUAAAUUCAAAUUCUUCGACUCGACACCUUUGGGUCAAUUGAUGAACAGGUUUUCCAAAGACGUUGAAGCUAUUGACCAAGAUGUGGCUCCGAUUGCAAUUGGUAUGCUUCAUAGUCUAGCCUCAGUGAUCAUGAUUGUCAUUCUCAUUUCGAUCAUCACCCCGGGCUUCUUAAUUGCGGCUAUUAUCAUCACGCUUCUUUUCACUGCGGUUGGUGCGAUCUACUUGAACGCGUCUCGUGACUUGAAACGGUUGGAAUCCGUACAACGGAGUCCUUUGUACCAGCAAUUUGGUGAGACUCUGACUGGAAUCGUUAGCAUUCGAGCAUAUGGCGAUGCGCAACGUUUCAUGAUCGACAAUCAUCGCCGUAUCGACUCAUAUAACCGGCCGCAUAUCUACUUGUGGGCCGCCAACCGAUGGCUCGCUUUCCGUGUUGACAUGAUUGGCGCACUUGUUGCAUUCCUUUCUGCUGCAUUUGUCUUGAUGAAUAUUGGCCGUAUCGACGCCGGAGCUGCUGGUCUCUCCAUGACCUACGCUGUCACUUUCACAGAGAAUGUUCUCUGGUUGGUGCGUCUGUAUGCGGAAUCUCAACAGAGCAUGAACUCCGUUGAACGUAUUCGCGAAUACUUGGAGGUCGAACAGGAGGCAGAUCAAGUGAUAGAGGAACGCAGGCCACCAUCUGGCUGGCCCACCAAGGGAGCCGUUCAAUUCUUUGACUACUCUACUCGAUACCGUCCGGAUCUCGAUUGUGUGCUAAAGGAGGUGUCUUUCUCCGUUAGUGCGGGUGAGAAGGUCGGUAUUGUGGGACGUACGGGCGCUGGAAAGAGUUCUCUUGCUCUUGCACUUUUCCGUGGUCUGGAAGCGGUCAAUGGCAAGAUUGUGAUUGAUGGAAUCGAUAUCAGUACGAUAGGAUUGCAGGAUCUGCGUGAAAAUAUCACCAUCGUACCUCAAGAUCCUACUCUAUUCACGGGUACAAUUCGUAGCAAUUUGGAUCCAUUUGGUCUUUUUAGCGAUGAGCAGAUCUUUGUUGCGUUACGUCGUGUCCAUCUCAUUACCGAUACAGCUUCAGGAACUGCGACACCGUCAACUCUAGCUGCUCUCGAGAAUUCUGUGGAGGACGUCUCAGCAGCCCCUGAGAACAAAAACGUCUUCCGAAACCUCGACUCACCAGUUGCAGAGUCUGGCUCAAACUUAUCGCAGGGUCAACGUCAACUCUUGUGUCUUGCGCGGGCACUUCUCAAGAGUCCUCGUGUUCUCAUGAUGGAUGAGGCCACGGCAUCAAUCGAUUACGCAACCGACGCCAAAAUCCAAGAGACACUCCGUGAACUCAAAGAAAGCACAAUCAUCACCAUCGCCCAUCGCCUCCAAACAAUCAUCGACUACGACAAAGUCCUAGUCCUCGACCAUGGCCGCGUCGUAGAGUUCGACCACCCAUGGACGCUCAUCAACAAAGAAGAUGGCAGUUUUAGAAGCAUGUGUGAAAAUAGCGGAAAUAUGGAUGUACUACUCGAAGGAGCAAAAGGUGCAUGGAAAAGCAAAAGACUUGUUGAGACGGAUUGA
This is a messenger RNA of Talaromyces amestolkiae, 4812 nucleotides long. RefSeq lists its product as uncharacterized. The record is from RefSeq and is a predicted model, not a curated record. Gene Ontology annotation, cellular component: fungal-type vacuole membrane; fungal-type vacuole. Gene Ontology annotation, molecular function: ABC-type peptide transporter activity; ATP binding; ATP hydrolysis activity. Lineage: Eukaryota; Fungi; Ascomycota; Eurotiomycetes; Eurotiales; Trichocomaceae. The transcript has 2 exons. Gene Ontology annotation, biological process: transmembrane transport. The coding region runs from base 1 to 4812 and encodes 1603 amino acids.